This is a messenger RNA of Paramisgurnus dabryanus, 2325 nucleotides long. The record is from RefSeq and is a predicted model, not a curated record. NCBI's taxonomy places the organism in Eukaryota, Metazoa, Chordata, Actinopteri, Cypriniformes, Cobitidae.
AUGCAGCAACCUUAUACUAUCAAGCUGAAACCUGACGCUGUUCCUUUUUCCCUGGCCACACCGAGACGUGUCCCCAUUCCUUUGUUGGGAAAAGUGAAACAAGAACUGGAGAAAAUGGAGUCCAUGGGAGUAAUCAGCAGAGUUGAAGAGCCAACAGAAUGGUGUUCAGGUAUGGUCCCAGUGCCAACCAAAAAUGACUCAGUGCGCAUUUGUGUCGACCUCACUCAUCUCAAUGAUGCAGUGUGCAGAGAGAAGUACAUCUUACCUUCAGUGGAACAGACACUUGGAUCCCUGGCUGGAGCAAUCGUCUUCAGUAAGUUAGAUGCAAACAGAGGGUUUUGGCAGGUCCCAUUGUCACCUGAGUCAGCACACUAUACAACAUUCAUUACCCCUUUCGGACGCUACCAUUUUAACAGACUCCCUUUUGGAAUAGCCUCAGCCCCAGAACAUUUUCAGCGGAGAAUGUCAGUGAUUCUCAAUGGGCUACCAGGCGUGAUUUGUCACAUGGACGAUAUUCUCAUUUGGGGAAAGGACCAGCUGGAGCAUAAUGUCAGACUUCACACAGUGCUUCACAAACUGCAAGAGGCUGGUGUCACCCUAAAUAGGGAGAAAUGCGACUUAAGCAAACAUGAGGUAAAGUUCCUUGGACACAUUUUGUCUGCGGAGGGAGUCCAACCUGACCCGGACAAAAUCAGAGCAGUCAAAGCAAUGAAAGAGCCGUCAAAUGUCAGCGAAGUGCGUAGCUUUCUUGGGAUGGUCAACCAGUUAGGUAAAUUUAUUCCAGGACUGGCGGAAAAAGACAAGCCCCUAAGAGAUCUGCUUUCAAAGAAAAACCAGUGGGUUUGGGACCAUGCACAACAAAAAGCAUUUGAUCAACUGAAAAGUGAUCUGACAUCACCACCUGUUCUCACACUCUAUGAUCCGAACAAAGAUCUGAAGCUGUCUGCGGAUGCCUCAUCCUACGGACUUGGUGCAGUCCUAUUUCAAAAAGAAGGUGAGCAGUGGAGACCGGUAGCAUACGCCUCACGCUCCUUAACUGAGACGGAGCAGAGGUAUGCACAGGUGGAGAAGGAGGCGCUUGGACUAACGUGGGGAUGCGAAAGAUUUAAAGACUUCCUCAUCGGGAGACACUUCUCCCUGGAAACGGACCACAAGCCACUUGUCAGUCUGCUGGGACUACAAGCCCUAACCGAGCUCCCACCCAGGAUCCAGCGGUUCCGACUCAGGCUUAUGAGGUACAGUUACUCCAUCUCGCACACUCCAGGCAAAGCACUCUUCACAGCGGACACCCUUUCACGUGCACCUGUCGAGCAAAAAUCAGAUUCUAAAGCUGCAGCAGAUCUAAUGGCUGACACUAACAUCUACGUCGAUGAAAUAAUCAGAAACCUACCUGCUAGCUCAACAUACAUCACACAACUGAAAGAACAACUAAAGACAGAUAACACAUGUUUGGAAGUCAUGUCCUUGUGUCAGAAAGGCUGGCCAGAUUACAGCCAUCUUACAGGUCCAAUUAAAGCAUAUUGGCCACACAGAGACACUCUAACUGUGCAUGAUGGACUGUUACUGAAAGGCACCAGACUCGUGAUUCCUGCCACUAUGCGCAACUCUGUUCUCAAAGCCCUACAUGAGGGACAUCAGGGCAUGUCUAGGUGCAGAGAGAGAGCUAGAGAGACAGUGUGGUGGCCUGGUCUGAGUGGCCAAAUCAACGAGCUUGUAAAAAACUGCACCACGUGCAUUAAAGAACGCGCCAAUUCAGUGGAGCCUUUAAUGCCCAGUGUGUUCCCCGAAAGACCAUGGCAGAAAGUUGGAGCUGAUCUCUUUACUCUUGACAACGAUGACUAUGUUCUGGUGGUGGACUACUAUUCCAGAUUCGUGGAGUUAGCAAAACUGACGCCCACGAGAUCAGUAGAUGUUAUAGUACACCUAAAGUCAAUCUUUUCCAGACAUGGCAUUCCUGAGCUUUUCUACAGUGACAAUGGACCUCAGUUUUCAAGCCAGCUUUUCAAAGACUUUGCAGCAGCAUAUGGUUUCAGACAUGUAACCAGCAGUCCAAAGUUUGCACAAAGCAAUGGUGAGGCUGAGCGGCAUGUCCAGACUGUGAAAAGACUACUAAAGAAAGCAAAAGACCCAUAUCUUGCACUUUUAGCCUACAGAGCAACCCCAUUGGCUAAUGGAUACAGCCCAGCGCAACUACUAAUGGGACGGAGACUGCGUACGCCACUUCCUCAGCUUCCCUCGUUGCUCGUUCCCAGCCUGCCAGAUCUGCCUACAGUGGCAGAGAGAGAGAGAGAGAGAGAGGAGACUGAAGGACAGUUCAGUGUUUAA